AUGACGACGACGAGGACGACCUGGAGGCGUUUUCAGACGCCGGGCUGUGAGGACGGAGUGUUGGGCUUCAGCGACCCUCUGAACGGAGAGGUCAAACCUCGCAUCCUGCUGAUGGGCCUGAGGAGGAGUGGGAAGUCCUCCAUCCAGAAGGUGGUUUUCCAUAAGAUGUCGCCCAACGAGACCCUGUUCCUGGAGAGCACCAACAAGAUCUGCAGAGAGGACGUGUCCAGCAGCUCCUUCGUCAGCUUCCAGAUCUGGGACUUCCCCGGCCAGAUCGACUUCUUCGACCCCACCUUCGACUACGAGAUGAUCUUCAGGGGCACCGGAGCGCUGAUCUUCGUCAUCGACUCUCAGAGUCAUCAGUAUCUGGUUCUGAAGAGUCUCCAGUCUUUUCAUCAGGAUCUGGAGGUCUAUCUGGAUCUGCGUUCCUGGCUGGUUCUGGUCCUCCACAAUCAUCUCCAUCAGCUUCUAUUUCCAUCGGUUCAGUUUGUCUUUGAUGAAGCUGAGAGGACUGAGCUUCCUCUUCAGCUUCACUCUUCACAUGAGUUAAUGAGAACUUGAGACCAGCCUCCUCCAGCCCUUGAAGCUGCUCUCCCUCCUGACUGGUCCAGAGUUCCUCAUGUACCUCAUUAAUGUGGGGUGGCACUGAGUUCUCUU
Molecule: messenger RNA, 657 nt
Organism: Pseudoliparis swirei
Lineage: Eukaryota; Metazoa; Chordata; Actinopteri; Perciformes; Liparidae
Product: ras-related GTP-binding protein D-like
Exons: 3
Coding region: 1-561 (186 amino acids)
Biological process (GO): cellular response to starvation; regulation of autophagy; cellular response to amino acid stimulus
Cellular component (GO): lysosome; nucleus; Gtr1-Gtr2 GTPase complex
Molecular function (GO): GTP binding; GTPase activity
Source: RefSeq, a predicted model, not a curated record